CUCCACCCAUCUUCUUCUUCCUCCCCCAAUUCACAUCGGUCUGCCAUUAAAGGACCCGGAGCUUUCCUUCACCUCCCACCUUCUUCUUCUUCUUCUUCUUCUUCUUCUUCAUCCUCGAUCACCCACCCUCCACCGACAUGUCGACCACCAUUUCCGGCGGUUUCGCCGCUGAACUAAACGAAAACCCUAAGGUAAAAGAGAGAAACUAAAGGCAAGGUCAACCCCAAAGGGUAGGGGUGAAAAUUAUUUCCAUUGAAGCCUCUCCUUGAACUUGUAUUUCUGUAUUGAAGUUUCUAAAAUUCCUAGUGAAACUGUCGAAUUUAAUUGCUUCCAUUAACGGCUUUCCUCAAGUUUAACGGUGUUAAUUAUUGAAAUUACAAACUUAGCUAUACUUAAUUACACAAAUGGACAAUUAUACCCUUAGAUAAUUGCUUUAAGUUUAUCGUGAAGAUAACUUGUAUUUUCUCGUUCCACUGGCAGAGUUUCCUCAAAAAAUAAAAAAAUAAAUAAAUAAAAUAAAAACUGAGAUCGUUUAUUUCCCCCCAUUUCCCCAAAGCUUGAUUAUUGGAAGGCAAAUAACACCAGUUGCAGUUGCAAGAGAGAUAAACAGUUAGGGACAAUAUGGAAGGAACUCAAGGAAGUGUCUUUACCCCAGCUUUGGAAGGAAUUAAGCUGGUCAAGUCCGAGGAUGGAGAAAUGUUGACCAGGCCUUUCUUGGAUGCAUGCAAGCACAUUCUGCCUGUCAUAGACAAAUUUGGUGCUGCAAUGACACUUGUAAAAUCUGAUAUUGGUGGAAAUAUUACGAGAUUGGAAAACAAGUACAACUCAGAUCCAGAAAAAUUUAAGUAUUUGUAUAGUAUGGUACAAGUGGAGGUUGAAAGUAAGACAGCUAAAGGAUCAUCCAGCUGUACCAACGGCCUGCUUUGGCUAACAAGAGCUAUGGAUUUCUUGGUGGAAUUAUUCCGCAAUUUGCUUGAGCACCCAGACUGGUCAAUGUCUCAAGCUUGUACAGACUCCUAUGGCAAGACCUUGAAGAAAUGGCACGGGUGGCUUGCCAGUUCAAGCUUCUCUAUUGCAAUGAAGUUAGCUCCAGAUAGGAACAAGUUUAUGGAGGUGCUUGGGGGUGAUGCUGUCAAAUGCGACAUUGAGCAGUUUUUGACCACCUUCAAUCCCCUGCUUCAGCAAAACCACAAGUUUUUGGCUAGUGUGGGCUUGGAUGACAUGAAAGCUUCUUAAUGCACAAAGGAAGUUACAUCUGUGCUGCUAAGUUAGAAUUGCGGCUAGCAACAUGAUGACAUCUUAACACUUUGAGAAUAUGCAGACCAGAUAUUGAAAUUCCUUGUUUCUGUCUAUCCUUUUAGGAGGACAUAAUACUGAGUACACUUGUUAUCUAAUAUACGAAUUACAAAGUACUAGUUAACAGAGCCUUAGUGCCUGUUUUUCCGACAAUGUAACGUUACCCAUCAAGAUUGUUAAUCCUCGUUUAAGUCAUUGCAUCUUGUCCUCA
Molecule: messenger RNA, 1507 nt
Organism: Chenopodium quinoa (quinoa)
Lineage: Eukaryota; Viridiplantae; Streptophyta; Magnoliopsida; Caryophyllales; Amaranthaceae
Product: glycolipid transfer protein 1-like
Exons: 7
Coding region: 622-1236 (204 amino acids)
Biological process (GO): intermembrane lipid transfer; ceramide transport
Cellular component (GO): cytosol; cytoplasm; membrane
Molecular function (GO): ceramide 1-phosphate binding; ceramide 1-phosphate transfer activity
Source: RefSeq, a predicted model, not a curated record